AUGAAAUCGGGAUCGCCAACUUCAACAACCAUUCAACAACCUGAUGUAAAAUUCAACAAAACAUCAUGUUUGUUGUUCGAGCCUAACGUGCUCUUCUUUCCGAUGCCCAACAAGUACAAAACAAUACUAACGCUACACAUUUUCAAUAAUCAUCUUACAGAAUUUGUAGCCUUCUCAAUUAAGAAUCCAAACCCUCAAUAUUUUAAAUUCUCUAAAAUGUCAGCAGUGCUGUUACCAAAAACCUCAACAUGCAUUGAAAUAACGUUGGAAUGCUUUCAUUCUUGGACAAUUGGGGAAAGUAAUGGUAACGUGGUUGAGUUUCAUUACAAACAAUCUGAUGAUCCUCAAGAUUUUACUAAAAAAGGUUCAUUGACAAGAAAUACCCAUAUUGAAAAACUCGAAUACAAAAUUUCCUUUCCAUCCAAUGAUAACUUGAGUGUCAAAAUUCUCAACGAUACCAUUACCAUUGCUCCUAAAAAAGUCCACUUUGACGGCAUCAGAGAUCAUGAAGUGAAAUACAUUUCGUUGUUAUAUGGUUGUGAAGAGAAUUGUCCAGUACCUGUUUGGGACUUAUUUAUGGAGCCAACAGAAUUUGUGUUAAUCAGUAGAAAUCAAUUACAGGAAGAAAUUCAAUCCUAUUAUUGCCCUUCUUGUUUAAUGGAAGUAUCUGGAUCUGAAGCCAUGUCUAAUCGAAUGACAUGCUCGUAUUGCUACGAAUGUCCUCAGUGUAAUUCCAAUUUAACAAUUGUUAGCUCUGAGAAUGGUACCUAUUUUGAUUGUCCAUUCUGUCAUUGGAAUUCACUUUCUAUUGGAUUGAAUACAGAGGGAAAGUAUUCUCAACUCUUUGAUCAACUGAAGGAUCAUGAUUUCAUUCACCAAAACAAGUUUUAUAUUCUAUCAAAAGCAUUUGCAGAGUUGUGUCAUUCCAGUCAAUUCGAAUUAAGCAAAACCAGUAAUUCCGUUAUGGCUUCCAACAAAAACCUUCCUAUCAUUUCCAUUGACGAAUUUUUAAAUGAACGUCAUGAUGAGGAGUAUGACAGAUUGAGUCCAACUUCAUUCAAUUACACUUCAUUCAUAUCAUUCCCUAAUCGAUUGUUGCAUCCUUCAUGCAACGAAAUUCAUUCUGAACAUGUUUGGCCUUUUCGAAAAACACUCUGUACCAAGAAAAUCAAAAAGUAUGGAAAUACUGUUAUUGUCAAAAGAUCAGCUGAUUCCAAUUCAUCUUUUGGCCAUUUUGAGAUCAAUCAUAGUGCCAUGUUUUAUUUACCAAAAGUAUCCAUUGUGAACGCUCCAGUCAUGUUCCUCAAUCACGAAAGUGAUCUCUACCUCAAUAUAACCAAUCCACAUGAGAACUUUAAACUCAGUCUUACCUUUUCUCAAAAUUUGAAUUACUCAAAAACGAAUGCAAAACUCAUUCUCUCGGAUCGACCAAUUAUUUUGAGAGAACAUUUUGGACUUGAUCUUUAUUCACAUGAUACCAUGGUAUUUAUUCAAGGAAAUGAAGAAGAAUAUAGAUUAAGAUCUGAGGAUGAUACAUCUUUUGUGUUAGAACGAAGAGGUAAUCAAGUCAAAGUUCGACUUGGUAUCAUUCCACAGCAAGCGGGUCCUGUUCAAUGUUCUCUGUGUGUGAAAAUGAGUAUCAUACCCAAUGAAAUGUCCUCCUCAACGGACUCGGAUUCUGGAUUCAAUGAUAAUGCCAUUCGUCACUCAGAAAAAUCAACCUUAUUUUACAUUUUUCUAACAUUGCCUUCAAGUUCGUUGGAGAAGGCUCCCGUAGAAGAUGAACCUAUACCUGUGGAUUACUCUCGAAUGAUAUUUUAUUGA
Messenger RNA from Naegleria lovaniensis, 1824 nucleotides. RefSeq lists its product as uncharacterized. The record is from RefSeq and is a predicted model, not a curated record. Gene Ontology annotation, cellular component: dynactin complex. The transcript is spliced from 6 exons. The coding region runs from base 1 to 1824 and encodes 607 amino acids. Lineage: Eukaryota; Heterolobosea; Eutetramitea; Acrasida; Naegleriidae.